AUGCCCAACGAUGAAAAGACCGUGCAUUUCGUCCGUCACUGUCAAUCUACAUGGAACGAAGCACAGAAUGUUUUCAAAAUUCCUCGCAAAGAUCUGCACUCUGAAGCUUACCUAGACUGUCCGUUGAGUGCUCUUGGUGAAGAACAAGUUACCACCUUACAGCCGAAAGUAAAGGCUUUGAACGCCGAGAUCGCUAUAACCUCUCCGUUUACGCGAGCCAUUCAGACAUGUCUUGGAUCUUAUGGUAGUCAGAAUGUUGUUGUUUCGCAUUGGUGCGGGGAAAGAGGAGAAUCUUUAUGCGACAUAGGAAAUACCAGAGACAGCCUCGAGAGAAUGUAUCCAACGCUGGAUUUUAGCGAGCUGCCUCCGAACGUAUGGUGGUACGUAGACGAAAAUUUGAGAGAUCAGCUGACAGAUCAGAGAAAAUGCUAUGAGUGGCUGUUGAACAACGGAACCUUUCUAAUGGGGGAAACAGAUGACUAUUUUCAGCAAAGACUGAAACGUUUUCAUGCUUUCCUUCGAAGUCGCAAUGAAACAAACAUUUUGGUAUUUUCACAUAGCAUGUUUCUGAGGAGCUUUCUUAACAAAUAUUACGAGCGGCCUGUAACACAAUAUCUUCCAAAUGGUUCCAUAACCACCUAUAAAUUAUAG
Messenger RNA from Pocillopora verrucosa, 651 nucleotides. RefSeq lists its product as uncharacterized. Lineage: Eukaryota; Metazoa; Cnidaria; Anthozoa; Scleractinia; Pocilloporidae. Gene Ontology annotation, cellular component: cytoplasm. The record is from RefSeq and is a predicted model, not a curated record. Gene Ontology annotation, molecular function: phosphatase activity.